AUGACAAGAGUGCAGGAAAGGCUGUGGGCGGAACCACAGCUUCUGGCGAGGCGGAAGAACACAUCCGGGCCAGACUUGCCCAGCGCAAAGAAGCCGAGGGCCAUGGCUCUCAGGCCGGAUAUGGUGCUGGCACUGGAACUUCAGAGGCUGGAGGAUACGGCCACUCUUCGGCGCAGCACGCGCCUUCUUCCACGCAUGGAACGACGCACGGAAACGCGUCAAGUGGCACUGGGACAACCUCUCAAAACCAUGGAACAUCAAAUUCCCACACCUAUGGAACAUCUGGAACCCAUGGCGGCAUUGACACGGCCCAAGGCGGCGCGUACGGGUCGGGAACAAACACCGCCCAAGGCGGCGCCUUCAGCACCGGAAAAACUACUACUGGUGGAACUACCGGAAAUACUUCUGGUGCAACUUCUGGCACCCAUGGAAGCUCUUACACCUCUAGCACCUCUGGCACCUCUGGCUCCCGUGCUCCCGGCACCGGCCCCACGUCGCACUCGGACGCCGGCGCCCGUCUCGACCCGACCAACCACGGCAACACCACUCUGA
Messenger RNA from Clavispora lusitaniae ATCC 42720, 552 nucleotides. Lineage: Eukaryota; Fungi; Ascomycota; Pichiomycetes; Serinales; Metschnikowiaceae. The record is from RefSeq and is a predicted model, not a curated record.